This is a messenger RNA of Mandrillus leucophaeus (drill), 1445 nucleotides long. RefSeq names its product family with sequence similarity 177, member A1 (gene FAM177A1). The transcript has 5 exons. NCBI's taxonomy places the organism in Eukaryota, Metazoa, Chordata, Mammalia, Primates, Cercopithecidae. The record is from RefSeq and is a predicted model, not a curated record. Bases 401 to 946 code for a protein of 181 amino acids.
CCGCGGGCCGCUCUUUUGGCCUGCCCGGCCGUCCUCCGGGCAGGCCGCCACCGUUUUGGAGUUCCUCCUCCCUGCACCCCUGUUUCUGCUCAGUGAGACCAGCUUGUGGGAAGGAGCGGCCUCCCACUCACUCACCAACCACUUGGCUGGCAGCACAGCAGACUCUGGGGCUGUCUUGGGUUCCGGGGGUGAUAGUCCAGCUUCUGGUCUACCAGAGGAAGAAGGAAGGCGUGUCCCCCAAAGGCCGUCCUUGCAGUAGCUGGAAGCCAGGUGAGGGCGGCUUCAACCACUUCUCAGUCUCUUCUAGUGCGAGCGCCUGCCUUGGCAUCUGCCCUUUGCUUGGCAUAUGCCAAACGUUUACCGGCCUUAAUUCACUGAAUCCUUACAGUAACCGCUCGAGAUGAGUAACGAAAGAGGCUUUGAAAAUGUAGAACUGGGAGUCAUAGGAAAAAAGAAGAAAGUCCCAAGGAGAGUCAUCCACUUUGUUAGUGGCGAAACGAUGGAAGAAUACAGCACAGAUGAAGAUGAAGUUGAUGGCCUGGAGAAGAAAGAUGUUUUGCCUUCUGUUGAUCCGACAAAACUUACCUGGGGCCCAUACUUAUGGUUUUACAUGCUUCGGGCUGCUACAUCAACUCUCUCAGUGUGUGACUUCCUUGGAGAGAAGAUUGCAUCUGUUUUGGGUAUCAGCACCCCAAAGUACCAAUAUGCCAUUGAUGAAUAUUAUCGGAUGAAGAAGGAGGAAGAAGAAGAAGAAGAAGAAAACAGGAUAUCUGAAGAAGCAGAAAGACAGUAUCAACAGAAUAAAUUGCAGACUGAUUCCAUUGUUCAGACAGAUCAACCAGAGACAGUGAUAUCCAGCUCAUUUGUGAAUGUCAAUUUUGAAAUGGAGGGAGACAGUGAAGUAAUUAUGGAAAGCAAGCAAAAUCCAGUCUCUGUCCCACCAUAAAAUGAAAUGACUAUCAAGCUUUAAACUCUUAAGUUUUUUUUUUAAUAUAGAAACUUUCACAUUCUUUAUUCAGUGGGACUUAAUACAAUUAUUUAUAUUUUAAAUUAUUAAAAUAUCUGGAAAGGGAAAAUGUUUCUUCAUUUUUAGAAUCUAUCUAGCAAAAGCCAGAUCUGAAAUUCAGAUAUUUGUACUGUUUUUACUGUGCAUAGAAUUAGUGAUUUGGUUUUAAAAUGAUCUUUUAAAAACAUUAAGGACAUCCUAGAGCCUUAAUAGUUAAGAAGAGUUAAAUUAUCAAGCCUGUCUAUUUGUACGUUUGCUUUUUUUAAAAAAGGUAAGUUGCUGCUUAAGUCUAAUUGUAACUGAUAAUUCCAUAGUCUUAGAUUAAAAUGAGGAUAUUUUCUUCUAGAUUUUCUCAUGUUAUGCCAUGCAUUUAUAUAUCUAACCAUUAAUUCACAUUAAGGAUGCUUCACCAUAUAAUAAAAGGAGAAAGAUGGAAGCA